UGCAGCGCGGCGUAGUUUGAAUGGCGCUGGCUCCGCGGAGUGGGCCCCGGCGCUAGGGCUCCACCGCCGCCCAAUCCGGCGGCUUCCAUUUGAGGCCUGGCCAGCACCAGUAGCACCAGCGGCGCUGGACCAUGAGCAGCAGCAGGGAUUUCGGUGAUUAUGGCAUCUGAAGCCAAAAAUGUUAGAAAACGAAACCUAUUGUAUAUUGAGGGUCGUACUGUUGAUCUCCCUAGAAAAAGGAGCUCUCGUUCCAUUAAUGAGAACAUGAAGGAGGGUAAGAAAUCUGCAAAACAUUUGGCUUCUUCCAUAAGCAGAACAACAGUUGGACAAACUGUGACCAGCCCCCAUCCUCUGUACAAAGUAGUAUAUUGCAGAAGAAAAGUUCACUAUUAUUCUCCAAAGCCUUGUUUCAGAAAGAAACAGCUCCCUAAAGUCAGGGGCCGUGACAUGGCAAAUAAGGAAAAUGAACUGGCAUGUGCAGGUAAUCUGCCAGCAAAAUUGCCUGCUGAUGGACGUACAUUCUUACUGAAUUCCAAUGAUUCUAGCCGUUCUCAAACAGAGAGUCCUUCAUCAAAAUAUAGUGGUUUUUUUUCAGAGGUUUCUGAAGAUCAUGAUACAAUGGCACAAGUUCUCUUCAGUAGAAAUCUCCGGCUGAAUGUAGCUUUAACCUUCUGGAGAAGAAGAAGUAUAAGUGAGCUCGUAGCUUAUUUAGUGAGGAUACAAGAUCUGGGUGUAGUGGUAGACUGCCUUCCUGUCCUUACCAGCAGCUUACAGGAAGAAAAAACAUAUAUUUCCGUCGGCUGCUGUGUAGACCUUCUCCCAUUAGUAAAAUUAAUGCUCAAAAGCAAAUUUGAAGAAUAUGUAAUCGUUGGUUUAAAUUGGCUCCAGGCUGUGAUUAAAAGAUGGUGGUCAGAGCUCUCUUCCCAUACAGAAAAGAUAGAAGAUGGUAAUAUUCAGAUUUUAAAGGAACAAUUAUGUGGAUUGUGGAAACAAGAAAAUCAUCUUACAUUGGUUCCAGGAUAUACGGGUAACAUAGCAAAGGAUGUGGAUGCUUAUUUAUUACAGCUGCACUGACGUUCCUGGAGGACAACGUAUGUAUGUGCGCAUGUGAACACACAUUAGUGUGUAUUGGCUAAGAAAACCUUUCAAGUAAAGCUGAACUAUAAUUUCCAAAAGGACUUCUCUUCUGAAAACUGACUUUGGCAGAAGAGGACUAGACCGUUGGACUCUUUAAUGCAACCACUAAAAAUCCAUCUGCUUCACAUUGAAGUGGAAAAAAAUCUAAUAGGAGCAGCUUUUACUUCAAUGAGGUGAAAGAGCACUAUGAAAACUGUAUGUAUGCCUUUGCUGCAUUUCGGGAGUUGUUCAAUUAUCUGGUGAAGUCGUGAAAGUGUUUCUACUACAUAAUUGUAUAAAACGGCAAAACUUAAUUGUGAAGACAGAAUUGCAGAACUAGCUACUAGAAACCACGGGAGACCAGUCGCCAUAAAUAUUUUUUAAACUUUGUUUUUCGUAUGAACUGUAAAAAUGUGUAUAUUUUCAAGAUAUGUUAAAAAUUUGCAGUUUUGCUAUAUUGAAAUUCUGAAAUGUGUGUCUGCUAUAUUAAUCAAGAUAUUAAAGACUAUUUUUGUUGCA
Elgaria multicarinata webbii is the source of this 1635-nucleotide messenger RNA. It is a transcript of the gene KATNBL1, whose product is annotated as katanin regulatory subunit B1 like 1. Gene Ontology annotation, molecular function: microtubule binding. The transcript is spliced from 10 exons. Gene Ontology annotation, cellular component: nucleolus. The coding region runs from base 160 to 1074 and encodes 304 amino acids. The record is from RefSeq and is a predicted model, not a curated record. Lineage: Eukaryota; Metazoa; Chordata; Lepidosauria; Squamata; Anguidae.